UCAAGUGUGUUGUGUUUGCUAUAUCGAAGUGAUUUUAUUCGGAUAAACCAAACCAAAACAAACGGUGAAAAACAAUCAUCAUGGCUGAUGUUGCAGUUGCUCCAAAGAAGGUCAAGGCCGCUGCUUCCAAGGGCGAUAAGAAAGCAAAGAAACCAUCCACCCAUCCACCAGUCAAUAACAUGGUGCUGGCUGCUCUCGCAUCGCUCAAGGAACGCAACGGAACAUCGUUGCAGGCCGUGAAAAAGUACAUCGGUGCUAACUAUAAGUGCGAUGUGACGAAACUGUCUCCGUUCAUUAAGAAGUCGCUGAAGAACGGAGUCGCCAAGGGUGUACUGGUUCAGACCAAGGGUACCGGAGCAGCCGGAUCGUUCAAGUUGAAACCGAAAGCCAAGGCUUCUGGUGAGAAGGCUAAGACGAAGGUGGUCAAGAAACCGGCCAAAAAGCUGACCGCGGGAGUGGCCAAGCCAAAGAAGGCUGCAGGAGCUAAGAAGGUCAAGCCUGCAUCGGCGGGAGGUGCCAAGAAGAAGGUCACCGCACCGAAACAAAAGUCUACCAAAGCUUCGAAGAGCGUUGCCAAGAAGCCAAAAGCUCCGAAACCAAAGAAGGCCACCGGUGCGUCGAAGAAGGUUGCCAAGAAGUAAGGUGGGUCUCGGGGUCUGCGCUCGUAAUGUGCCAUAUAUUUUUUCUUUAACAAUCAGUCCUUUUCAGGGCUACCAAAA
This is a messenger RNA of Armigeres subalbatus, 719 nucleotides long. Its product is annotated as histone H1-like. The transcript has a single exon. NCBI's taxonomy places the organism in Eukaryota, Metazoa, Arthropoda, Insecta, Diptera, Culicidae. Gene Ontology annotation, biological process: negative regulation of DNA recombination; nucleosome assembly; chromosome condensation. The record is from RefSeq and is a predicted model, not a curated record. Gene Ontology annotation, molecular function: nucleosomal DNA binding; double-stranded DNA binding; structural constituent of chromatin. The coding region runs from base 81 to 641 and encodes 186 amino acids. Gene Ontology annotation, cellular component: nucleus; nucleosome.